Messenger RNA from Oryzias melastigma (Indian medaka), 1427 nucleotides. It is a transcript of the gene sdhaf4, whose product is annotated as succinate dehydrogenase complex assembly factor 4. Gene Ontology annotation, cellular component: mitochondrion. The record is from RefSeq and is a predicted model, not a curated record. Gene Ontology annotation, biological process: mitochondrial respiratory chain complex II assembly. The transcript is spliced from 3 exons. NCBI's taxonomy places the organism in Eukaryota, Metazoa, Chordata, Actinopteri, Beloniformes, Adrianichthyidae. Bases 86 to 388 code for a protein of 100 amino acids.
UGACGUAAUAAAGAAUCGACGGCUACAGCCUUGUCAGCCCAGGCCAAAAGUCGACUGUUUUUUCUGUUCUCAACAGCCUUUAAACAUGUUUUUUCUGCGGGUUUGGGUCUCGGCCAGUAAACAAGCAGUGUCCAGAGGGGUGUCGGUGGAGUCUGUGCUCACAGGAUGCACUCGGGCGGCCAGCGGAACGGCGACGGACAAGGAGCCACUGAGGAAGGCCAAAACCCCACAAGGACGCUUCGACGUUCCUGAAGGGAAAAACAAAGAUGUUCUAGAAAAGUUUCCUGAUGAUGUAAACCCCGCAACAAAGGAGAAAGGUGGUCCUCGAGGCCCAGAGCCCACCCGCUAUGGAGACUGGGAGAGGCGGGGCCGCUGUGUGGACUUCUAGCUGGGAAACUGGAUCAUUGAGAUCUUUAUUGUAUAGUAGCAAAUCCAUGUUACAAACAGAAAAGCUUCAAUUUGUGAAAUGUUUUUCACAAAUCCUCCACUUUAAAUAUAAUUUCUGUUGUUUGUGUUUCUUGUCUGUUUCACCCUACAACAAAUUCCAAUUCCACUAAGUGAGAUGGUCUUCACAGAACUUUUAAGUUUUUCUUUCAGACUUUCUGGAAGAUUGUUCAAUUUUUUGUUUAUAGACAAUGUUCUUUCUUUUCCAGUCCAGGAAUUACACCCCUGUUAGAAAAUGUAAAGUGCACUAAUGACUUAACACUGACAGGUUGAUUGUCUUUUAAUGCUCCCGCCGUUCACAGGCCAGAAUGAAAUGACCAAUCAAGCAAUAACAGAAAGAAAUCCCUCCAUCCAUCAUCUGAAUCCUCAGAGUUGCUGGAGCCUAUCACAGCUACUGUUGGGUGAAGGUGGGUUACACCCUGAACAUUAGAUCCCUCACGGGAACAAAAAAAAAUCCCUUUAAAAGUUGAUAAACUGUAGUGAUAGAAUGGUUGACAGGAGGAACUUCUGUGUUUCAGACCAGCUGGGUCUAAAAUUCUGCUGUAGAUCAUCUUGAAAGAAGUUCUGAUUUGAGUGUGGCCAAAGACUUAUUCUCAUAUUUGCACACAUGGUGCCCCUAAUGUACAAAGACGCGACAUAUCUAAGAGACAGAAACAACCUAGGACUUCAAAGACAAACAAAACAAAGACAUCAAACUUGAAAAUAUAGAUUUAUUGGAACAGAUUUUUUCCUAACAGCCAACCUACUCUGCAUAAUGUACAGCCAUUAUGAGGACCCUGCUAAUAAACUGCAUACAUUUAUGUUCAGAAAAUGUCAAUUUUUCUAUCACUUGUAUUGUUUCAUUUGACUGUAUUCAUCCACCACACCUUAAAGGAGGACGAGCCAAAAGUCAGCAUUCAGUUUUUACUGUGACUGAAAAAUAUCUCUAGACAGGCUACAAAUAUUUAUGAGAUAAUGAAGAUUCAAUAAAACAAAGUUUUGAA